Diaporthe citri is the source of this 540-nucleotide messenger RNA. RefSeq lists its product as uncharacterized. The record is from RefSeq and is a predicted model, not a curated record. Bases 1 to 540 code for a protein of 179 amino acids. The transcript has 2 exons. Lineage: Eukaryota; Fungi; Ascomycota; Sordariomycetes; Diaporthales; Diaporthaceae.
AUGGACUGCGUAGCCAUCUUGAAGGGCAUACAGCAGGAGCAUUCUCUCCGAGCCUGCGGUCAGAUUCCACAAGCGGUCCUCCCGACUGGCGCGAAGGGCGACCCAUCGUGGGCGAUGCACGGGUUUUGUGGCACGCCCGACGAUCACGGCAUUCCUGAGCGCGCUUGGUUCAACCUGGACGAGAGGUGCUCAUCGGCGAAUUCACCAACGCGUCAGCCCUACGAGAGUUCCCCGGCGUCACGUCCCCCGGGGGCCCUGACUGGUCGUCAGAUGUGUCCGGGCACGGCGGAUCACGAGCCGGGCCCGGCAAAACUCGCCCGGGAUGAGACCUCCCGGGACCAACACGGCCGGCAGAAGUGGCGUUCCCCCGGGACCAGUGCACGAAAGACUGUCAGAGGCGAUUGUAUCACCAGGACGGUGACUUUCACGUGCCAGCGGCGACACGGCUCCUCGAACGAAACUCGCUGGGUCGACGCCAGCACCGGGAUAAGGGUCGAAUUCACCUGGCUGGCAGCGUACACGGGCGACUUUGACAUAUGA